AGAUGCCCGGCCGGAAGGCGCGCAAGAGCGCGCAGCCCGGCCCCACGCGGGCCCCCGAAGAGCUCGAAGUGGAGUGUGCCAUUCAGCUCAGGAAAUUUGGAGACAAACUGAAUUUCCGGCAGAAACUUCUGAAUCUGUUAUCCAAACUCUUCCGCUCAGGAACCUGAU
This is a messenger RNA of Canis lupus familiaris (dog), 168 nucleotides long. RefSeq names its product phorbol-12-myristate-13-acetate-induced protein 1 (gene PMAIP1). Gene Ontology annotation, cellular component: mitochondrion. The coding region runs from base 3 to 167 and encodes 54 amino acids. Gene Ontology annotation, biological process: apoptotic process; release of cytochrome c from mitochondria; DNA damage response. The transcript has 2 exons. NCBI's taxonomy places the organism in Eukaryota, Metazoa, Chordata, Mammalia, Carnivora, Canidae. The record is from RefSeq and is marked provisional.